UUCCUUUUCACUACAGGGAAACACACCCUGAACCUGCAGACCCCUCACUCCUGAGUUAAUAUUUAACCUAUUUCUAGGUUGACAUACUGUUAAUACCACCAUAAAUACUGUGGCUUUGUCUGUCACUGUCUCUUUGAUAUUCUUCCUCUCUGGCUAUUUGUGGAUCAUGGCUGGAUUUCUUACACUUCUGUGGAGGUAUAGGAAUUACAUCGUGAUAGUCCUGACUCCUCUUUUACUUCUGCCUCUGCCGCUGGUCAUCCAAACCCAGGAGGCAAAAUGUGGCUUUGUGAUAAUCCUCAUGGCGCUGUACUGGUGUACAGAGUGUCUCCCUCUGGCUGUGACUGCCCUGCUGCCUGUCAUUCUCUACCCCAUGCUGGGCAUCAUGCAAGCAACAGAGGUUUCUAUACAGUACCUGAAAGACUCCAACAUGCUGUUUAUGGGUGGGCUGAUGGUUGCAAUGGCUGUCGAGAAGUGGAACCUGCACACAAGGAUCGCCCUUCAUGUUCUGCUUAUUGUGGGGAUGAAGCCAGCCCCCCUGUUGAUCGGUAUCAUGAGCACCACAGCCUUUCUGUCCAUGUGGAUCAGUAACGCUGCCUCCACAGCCAUGAUGCUGCCUAUCACCAGUGCUGUGCUGCAACAGCUCCGUGACACAGAGGCCGCCGCUGAAGAGAGGGAUCGUAACGUGGCUGCUGCAAAGGAUGGUCAGGAAAACCAGGUGUUCGAGAUGGGGGACAUUAAAGAAAGCAAUGAGAUGGAGGUCACAGCCAUUGAGAGCAGCGUCAACAAUGGUCUGACUUUUGUCACUCCAGAGGAUAGUGACAGGAGUCCAGCGACUGAGCGGCGCAGAAUGAAGGCAAAGCGGAAGUAUGAUAAUUGGAGGAAAGGCAUGAGCCUGAGUGUUUGUUAUGCCGCCAGCAUCGGUGGGACAGCCACCCUCACUGGGACAACACCCAAUGUCAUCCUGCAAGGUCAGAUAAAUGAACUCUUCCCAGAGAAUGGAGGCCUAAUCAACUUUGCAAGCUUUUUUGGCUUCUCUUUCCCAAACAUGGUGCUAAUGCUCGCCCUGUCUUGGUUGUGGCUGCAGUUAAUGUUUUUUGGCUUCAACUUGAAAAAGUCCUUUGGAUGUGGCACAAAUAAGGAAGGCGACAGAGAGGCGUACCAGGUGAUCAAAAACCAGUACAAAAAUUUGGGCAGGAUGAGCUUCGCUGAGGCCUGUGUGCUGGUGAUCUUCACGCUGCUGGUUCUUCUGUGGUUUACCAGGGAUCCUGGGUUUAUGCCUGGCUGGGCCACUGUGCUCUUCAACAAAGAAAAAACGUACGUCACAGAUGGCACUGUGGCCAUAUUAAUGUCUUCCCUUUUCUUCUGUAUCCCGUCCAAAUUACCGAGUUGCAGCAGGAAGUCUGAGGACGGGGCAUCUGCUGAAGCCGUUUCACCGCUGCUAAGCUGGGACAUCGUCCAUAAAAAGAUGCCCUGGAACAUUGUUUUGCUCCUUGGAGGCGGUUUUGCAAUGGCCCAAGGAAGUGAGAAAUCUGGACUUUCCACGUGGCUGGGAGAAAGUCUUGUACCGCUGCAGAGCAUCCCUCCUUUUGCCAUCUCUAUCCUGCUGUGUUUUUUGGUGGCCAUGUUCACUGAAUGUUCCAGCAACACUGCUACCGCAACUCUCUUCCUACCCAUACUGGCCUCAAUGGCAACUGCUAUAAAGGUUCAUCCGCUGUACGUCAUGCUUCCCUGCACCUUUGCUACCAACCUGGCCUUCAUGCUGCCUGUAGCCACACCUCCCAACGCCAUCGCCUUCUCCUACGGCAACCUUCGCGUCAUCGACAUGGCAAAAGCUGGAUUUAUGUUGAACAUUAUCGGAGUCAUAACCAUCAACAUUGCCAUUAACACAUGGGGGGUGGCCAUGUUCCAGCUAGACACCUUUCCAAGUUGGGCAAAUGUCUCUAAAACUCCUUGAAUAUGAACUUAAGAAAGUGGAAACAGGGAGAAACUGUUGGACACAAAAAAAUAUCAGAUUAUUUAUCGGGAUUUUACGACUGGAGGACCUGUCUGACAAUGACUUUGUAAUUUUUGUGUUAAGCCCACCUGAACACCCCAGCCAGUACAGCCUGGUGUGCACUCAAGGUCUGUCCAUUUGUGCUUGCACAGGUUCUUCUAUGCAGCUUUCAAUCCGAGAUCCUUCCUCACAUUGUGAUCUUCUUCAGAAACAACCGAACGUGAUGGCCGGGAAACAUUGGAGCACCUUUUGUUGAUGUUUUGACUAAACUGAGAUCACUUCAUUUGGACAAAUCCUACUUUGGACAGUCAACCAAGACGACCCAAACUCAAAACUUGAAGUGUCAAAGCAUUGAUUUAUAAGAUUUUCACUCUUAAAAAAUGUCACAAGUGUUUAUCCUAGCAGAAGUAAUUUUAGGGCUAAACAUACAUCAUUUGAGUUUUCAUGAAAACCCGAAAGAUGUAAUGUUACAUUAUCCUAAUUAUAAUUAAACAAGUAAAGUUUAAAGUUUAAUCAACAACAAGAAACAAAUAUUAUGUAGUUGUUCUACGUGCUUACUAAUGGAUUUUCAUAUGAGAUGUUAUUACCAAAUGAUUAAAGGCUUUAUAUGUGA
Molecule: messenger RNA, 2606 nt
Organism: Labrus bergylta (ballan wrasse)
Lineage: Eukaryota; Metazoa; Chordata; Actinopteri; Labriformes; Labridae
Product: solute carrier family 13 member 2
Biological process (GO): transmembrane transport
Cellular component (GO): membrane
Molecular function (GO): transmembrane transporter activity
Source: RefSeq, a predicted model, not a curated record